AUGGCGACACUUUCAGCAUUUCUGGUACAAGCCCGGGAAGCACUAGCUAAUCGGCCGGUGCCUGCCGAGGGAAGUGGCAACAAUGGCGGCUCCAGCAGGCCGUUGACGUUCGUGGUGGGGAAUGAAUCGGCUGAUCUCGACUCGCUCUGUUCAGCCCUCGUGUUGGCAUACUUCAAGUCCCAAGCACCAUCAUCAACACCUGGCCAAGGCGGCCGGCUUUCCAACUUGCACAUCCCGCUCUGUAACAUCCCCCGCGCAGACCUGGCGCUGAGGCCCGAGUUCUCGGCAGUCCUGCGAGAAGCAAACGUCACGCCCGACGAGGUCAUCACCCUAGACGACUUGCCUUCCCCUUUCCCUUCCCCUGAUGACGACAAUGUCGCCGCUACCCGGCGGCAGGAGCCAAAUGGCGAGAUACCUCCACCACGGCGGCGGGAGAUAGACCCCGGGAUGACCCGCUGGAUCCUGGUCGACCACAAUGUCCUCACGGGCCGGCUCGCCCGGGACUUUCUGUCCGGGUCCGGGCGGCGGGACGAUGACAGGACGGGCAAGGUGGUCGGGUGCAUCGACCACCACGAGGACGAGGGCCGCUUGCCGGCGGACUGCGAGCCCAGGGUGGUGGAGAAGAGCGGGAGCUGUAUGAGCCUUGUCGUCGAGCACUGCAAGCCGGUCUGGGAAGCCCUUUCGUCGUUGUCGUCGUCAUCCGGAGAACAAGAGCAUGCCGCGAAAGGCGACACUGGCGAUGCCCGGGACGAGACCACGAGGCAACAGCUAGACGACCAGCUCGCGCGCCUCGUCCUGGCGCCGAUCGUCAUCGACACCAACAACCUGCGCGACGGGAACAAGACGACCGACCACGACACGGGUGUCGUGCGGUACCUCGAGGAGACCAAGCUGCACCACCACCGGCGCAAGGGCGAUCCAGAUGCUGGCGGUGGCGGCGGUGGCGGCGGUGGCGGUGGUGAUGACGAGGGAUUUGACCGCGCCGCGUACUUUGAGCGCAUCUCGCGCCUCAAGAACGACAUUUCGCAAAUGUCGCUGCGCGACAUCCUGCGCAAGGACUACAAGGAGUGGACCGAGGCCGCCUCGCCUGCUUCUGCGACAGGCACGAACACGACAACAGCGCAACAGCUGCGCCUCGGCACAAUGUCGGUGCCCCAGCCGCUCGCGUACCUGCUCGAACACACCUGCCACAACGACACGGCCCUGUUCCUCGGGGGCCUGCGGGAGUGGGCCGACGAGAAGGAGCUCGAUGUGGCAAGCAUCAUGACCGCGUACGAGGACCCGGAGAGCGGCGGGUUCAAGAGGGACUUGCUCGUCUGGGCUCCUCCUCGUCCUUCUUCAGGACAAAGUACCGUCGCCGCUGCUGGAAUCGCCGCUGUGAGGAAAUUUGUAGAGGACCACGAGGACACGCUCAAGUUGAUACCCUGGCAGGACGGACGUUUGGACUCGACUCCGGGCGACAGUGGUGUUGGUGGUGGUGGUGGUGGUGGCGACGGUGCAGAGGACGGAUUCAGGAGGUGCUGGACCCAGGGCACGCUCAAGAACAGCCGGAAGCAGAUCGCACCCAUGCUGCGCGAGGCUAUGCGGAGUGUUUUGGGGUGA
Molecule: messenger RNA, 1602 nt
Organism: Microdochium trichocladiopsis
Lineage: Eukaryota; Fungi; Ascomycota; Sordariomycetes; Xylariales; Microdochiaceae
Exons: 2
Coding region: 1-1602 (533 amino acids)
Cellular component (GO): cytoplasm
Molecular function (GO): exopolyphosphatase activity
Source: RefSeq, a predicted model, not a curated record